AUGCGAAAGAAAGACCUGUUAGUCCUCGCUGUAUUACAGCAGAUUACAGUCCAUGUCAGCGCGACACAAGCCAUCUGUAAUCGACAAAGUCUCAUGGAAGAGUAUUCUUCUCAGCGUGGCCCUUCUCAAGUCACUGUCGAAAACAGCAUUUCGAACAUCUGUCAAAGAGACUUUGUCCCUCCAAAAACUCGCUCUCUUCGCCUCGAUGAUAUUGAUGUCACGAUCAAUGUAUCCGGGAAUACAACUGAACACUCGGUGGACUCUUGUAUAGGGGCAUUGCGCGAGAUUGUUUCUGAAUGUUGUGACGGUCAAACUUGCACAGGUGGAGCUGUUCAAUUCCAGGAUGACAUAACAUAUGAGCUCUUGUACCAGCCUCAAGGAUACGAGAAAUCCGAGAACGAGCACGUCGACCUCAUGGCAAGAGGCAGGGGAGGCGGAAGAACCAGGCGACCGAGACCGAAAGCUACCAAGUCCAGGCCCAAGUCCAAGCCCAAACCCAAGGCCAAAGCAAAGCCCACUCCGGCACGAAAGAAAACGAAGCCAACCCGACCCAGCAAAUCGACCAAAUCGUCAGCAGCAGCGAAGGCUACGCCCACGAAGACUUGUAAACAGCUCUAUCAGCAGCAGCUUCGCGAAUACGCUAUUGCUGAACGUACUACCGAGAAAGUUUCACGGGACAGUGUUGCUUUCGAGAAGCGAUCCAGUCCAAAGCAGGUUUAUGCAUGCCAAAUUAAAGGUCGAGCCGCAAAUCCCUCCAGGUUCCGCAUUAAAGCUUUGAACUACCCAGACAAAGAGGAUAUGGAUGCUAUGACUCCUGCCGCGAGGUACUUUGGCUACGCCAGACCGGAGAUUUGCACCAAUUUCGCAUUCGUACAGAGUGGAAUGCUGAAAGCGAAAGUGAAGAAUCCCGAAGAUUAUCAAGUCGAGCAUGUGCUGGAAUGGCAGACGGUGGCUGAUUUCUUUAGCUGGGUGAGAGACAAAAAGAUCACGGGAACUUCGUUCCAGGUGACCAACUUACCGGCGGACUCUAAUAUCUGCAGAUACUUCAAGGAAAGCUGGUUUGGAGGCAGCCAAGUAUCGUUCUCUUUGACAAAUGACGGUCCGGAAAGGACAGUUAAGGAUCAUCUGAAGUGGGGAUUCCCGGGACUGGACAAUCGCCCAAAAGACUUUGCCUUCUUGCAUAAGGUGCCUAACAGAUUGAAAGCCCAGAUGUGGGCUUACAAGUUUGGGAGCCAGACAGCAGGCAUAUUUGCCGCUGAUAGCAUCACAGAAAAGAUCAUGGGCAAGACCACGAACAAGAAGACGACACCCAAGUCUAUAGACCAAGCAAAGUUGGCGUAUCUAGACUUGAGAGCCCUAAUGGCGGCGCGAAAGUACAUGAGAAGCAGCAAGAUUGCCAUAACGCUUUCAAGAGAGGUGAAAGAAAUGGAGAAGACCAUUCGAAAGAUCGACGCUACUCUUCCCCAACACUCGUCACCGAAAAAGCCAGCCUGGGUCAAACAAAACCUCGGUCCAUUAUGGACGGAAUACAUGGACGAGCGUUUCAAGCUUGCGAAUCAAAGAACGACAGCUGAUAUGGACAAAUACAUUGCACUGCUCGUCAAAACUUGGAGCCCUUCUGCUGGAAGUAGAAGUAACAGUCCGAGUCCCGGAAGAGGUAGGACCGGCAGCCAGAGUCCCGGAAUAGGUAGCUCAAAGGGAAAAGGCAAGGCUGUCGUGAAGCGUGCCAGAACUCGUAAAGGUGGUUCUAAACCAGCUCCCAAAAAGAACCCGAGCCCGAGCCCUAACACCAAGGCUGCGCAAGAAAAGGAUUUUUUUCAGGAGAUUCGGGCGCUUGAGGCUGCGUGGAAGAAAGAGAAGAGCAAGCCGUGGCGAAAGCCUUGGUAA
Molecule: messenger RNA, 1887 nt
Organism: Paraphaeosphaeria sporulosa
Lineage: Eukaryota; Fungi; Ascomycota; Dothideomycetes; Pleosporales; Didymosphaeriaceae
Exons: 3
Coding region: 1-1887 (628 amino acids)
Source: RefSeq, a predicted model, not a curated record